This is a messenger RNA of Humulus lupulus (European hop), 2301 nucleotides long. Its product is annotated as small ribosomal subunit protein mS80 (rPPR6). NCBI's taxonomy places the organism in Eukaryota, Viridiplantae, Streptophyta, Magnoliopsida, Rosales, Cannabaceae. The transcript has 2 exons. The record is from RefSeq and is a predicted model, not a curated record. The coding region runs from base 233 to 2032 and encodes 599 amino acids. Gene Ontology annotation, molecular function: protein binding.
AUGUAGUUUUGUGGAUGAUACUGAGAUUCUAAACCUAAACCCCUUCGCCUCAUAUCUCUCUCUGUCUUCUCUUUCCUCUUCGCGUUGUCUCACACUGUACCGCCGUGAGUCGUCGCCUCUCCGCCGCGAUUUGUAGCUUCAAGUUGAGUUGGAAAAAGCACUAUUUGUUCUUCUAGCGUUUCUGAAGUCCCGAAUACCUGAUCUUGAGUGAGUGUGUGCCCGAGUCUGAAGGAUGUGGAGGUCAGUUGUGGCAGCAAGAGCCUCUCUCUCUAGAUGCUCAGGACGUAAAUUAUCUAUUACUAAUACUCGGACCUCUAAAACCCUCUUCCAAUCUCCUUCAGCGUCUUCAACCUCAUUCUGUCUUUCUAGAUCCACUCCACCCCAUAACCGUAGAUUCUUCUCCCAACUUUCGUCAAAUGUCGGUGACUCUGAGCUACAUCUCUCUGAAUCCUCCCAUGGUGAUAUUUCUGUUUCACCAGAAGCAGAGCAGUUUUCAGAAUCUUUUGGUGAAAAUGAUGGUGCCCAGGCGAAAGAUUGGCAAGACUCAGUGAGCUCCGGUGAAAUUAGCAGUGCCCUUUUGAAUGGUUCUGCCCAUGAUGAAUUGAAUGAGCAAUUUUCAGCAAGUAACGACGAAAAUGCUACCCAGAUGGAGAACGAAGGGGGAGUACAUGAGAUUAAUGUGGAGCAGCUGGAAAAUCUUUUGUCUCUUCUUCAAAGUAGCUUUGAUGGGUCUUUAGAAUCGAUUCUUGACGAAAUGAGUUUGAAUCUAAAUGAAGAGUUUGUGGUAAGAGUACUUGAAACCCCCAGCAUUUUGGGUGAGAAUUUGAUUAGUUUUUUCAAGUGGGCUUCGAAGGACGGAUCAGAGUUUAAAGUGACUUCUCGUGUUGUUGAUGCACUUGUUCGAUCUGUAUGUCGCAAUCUCAGGAAGAAAGAUGCGUAUGCAUUGUGGGAUUUGGUUAAGGAUGUUGGUGAGAAGGAAAAAAAUGACGUCAUAAGUGUUGAGAGUCUCAACGAAUUGAUUUCUUUGUGCUCGAAGUUGGGUAAAGCAAAGGCUGCCAUGGAAAUUUUUAACAAGUUUGAAGAUUUUUACUGUGAGCCAAAUGCGGAUACGUAUUACUUCACGAUUGAUGCACUCUGCAGGCGUUCUUUCUUUGAUUGGGCAUUGUCUAUUUCUGAGAAGAUGAUCGAUGCAGGGAAACUCCCUGAUGCCGAAAAAGUUGGUAAGAUCAUAUCCUGGUUUUGUAAAGGUAAAAAGGCUAAAGAUGCUUAUUUGAUUUAUACUUUGGCAAAAGAAAAGGAGCUGUACCCUCCUGGCUGUUCCAUUAAUUUUUUGAUCAGUUCCCUCUGCCGUGAGGAUGAUAACGUGAAAUUAGCACUGGAAAUGUUAGAUGAUUUUGCCGGUAAAGAACGGAAGUAUGCGAUUAAGCCAUUUUCUGCUGUUAUUCAAGGUUUGUGUAGGACGAAAGAUGUUAGCGAGGCCAAAAAGUUGCUUCUUAAAAUGAUAGCAUCUGGCCCACCUCCUGGAAAUGCAGUUUUCAACUCAGUUAUUCAUGGUUUCUCCAAGGCUGGAGAUGUGGGAGAGGCAGUAGACAUAAUGAAACUGAUGGGACGGAGAGGUUUGAAGCCAGAUGUCUACACUUACACUGUUAUUAUUAGUGCUUAUGUUAAUGGAGGUCAGAUGGAUGAGGCUUGUAAAAUGUUAUCACAAGCCAAAAGGAAGCAUUCUCAACUUAGUCCUGUGACUUACCACACACUUAUCCGUGGGUAUUGCAAACUGGAAGAUUUUGAUAAGGCUCUAAAGUUGUUGGCUGAGAUGAAAGACCAUGGGGUCCAGACUAAUGUUGAUGAGUACAAUAAGUUGAUCCAAUCUCUUUGCCUUAAAGCCUUAGAUUGGGAGAGAGCAGAAAAACUACUAGAGGAAAUGAAAGAGAAGGGCUUACAUCUUAAUGGGAUUACUAGAGGCCUAAUUAGAGCAGUCAAGGAAAUAGUGAUCGAGGAAGUUGAAACUACUAAGACUAGUCUAGAGGCUUAACUAUUUUGCUGAUUAUGUUUAGUAUACAUCUCCUGUCAUCUCUCAAAUGAAAAAUGAAGUCUUUAACUUUCUUUUAUCAAUGUGAUGGUUCUUUUGCUCGGACUGAAUGGGAAAGCAUUGUGGGUAUGUGCCCAGAGAGGUUAGUAGCGACUGACUGUCAAAUCAAGAUGCAAUUUUUUUCCCAUGCCUUUUCGUAUUCAUUUGCUUCUUAAUGAGACUAAUAAAAAAUUGAUAAAGUGGAGCUAAAUUUUUUAACUUUUUUUACACAA